AAAUGGAAGCGCUGCCACGCCCUGCUGUACCCCGACUCCCCCUUCGGGGUGGCGCGCCUGGAGUUCUACGACUGGAAGGAGGGGCCGGUGCCGGGAGAUAAGGUCCGUCGGGCCUCGGAUCGCAAGGUUCUGCGUCUGGCAGAAUGCAUUUGUGUGGCCCCAGCAGCCUCAGAGAGUGGCCCCAAGGAGAACAUGGUGGCUUUCAGUCUGGAAACCAAUGACAAGACCGUUCUGCUGUCCGGCGACCGCGGCGUCGCCAGUGAGUGGGUUCAGAAAGUGUGCGAGUUGGCAUUCCCGAGCAAAUCAUCAUCUCAGGAGAAGGAACCCCCAGACCCCCCAGUCUCCUCGUCCCUCGAAAUGUCUGUCAACAGCCUCUAUGUGUCCCGAGAGGAGGUGAGUGACUUUCGGGUCACGGUGCAGAGGACGGAGGCUGCAGAGCGCUGCUCGCUCCAUGGUUCCUAUGUUCUGAGGACAGAAUCGGAUUGUUUGCUGCUGAAGGAUCCCAACUCAAAGGAAACGCUUUACUCCUGGCCGUACAAACUGCUGCGCAGAUAUGGGAGGGACAAGGUGAUGUUUUCAUUUGAGGCCGGCAGACGAUGCUCCUCAGGUCCUGGCAAUUUCACCUUUGAGACCUCCCAAGGCCAUGAGAUCUUCCAGCGGGUUGAAUCCUCUAUCCGGGCACAGCAGGGAUCCGACAACCGCUUGAGUUGCCCAACUCUGGACACUGAUUAUGCAACUGAAGUCCCUUUGGAGCUUAGUGUCCCUGAGGCUCAGAAUAAAAUUGGACCAGUCAGGAAGGAUCCAGAGGAGAAACCUCUGAAAGGCCGGACACUUCCCAACCUGCCUGGGCUUAAGUCUACCCCUCAACAUCUUCUUGAGCACUCUGGCCUUGGAGCAAAAUCUGGUAGCUCCAGCACUCCCCCUCGCUCCCCAGUCUCUAGUUCUGCAAGUCGCCAUUUAGAGAUGGAUCAAGAGCAGCUAGCCGGGGUCUAUUCUGAGCCCAAGGAUUCUGUUAAAGUUGUAAAACCGCAGUUUGACCCCCUAUAUUCUGACCCAGUGGACUGUGUAGCUGGUAAAGGUGUGAAAGGAGAAAGGUCCAAAUUGGAUCCCAGUGAGAUGUCUCCUCUGUACUCGGACCUCUAUGAACAUGUAGGUUACGAGACUGUAGGAGCAGCAGUUUCCCCACAACUGCACAAGCGCCCCACUCUUGCCAAUGCCGGCGAGGAGCACAUCUAUGAUGAACCCGAGGGAGUGGCCCAACACUUGGAGGCCCCCCAGGUGUAUUCCGAGGUGCGUGUGGAGGGAGGAGCCUGGAAGAGGCAAGCCACCGACGAGAAGCUUGGUUAUGAGUAUCCGUACAACCCCAACACUGAUGAUUAUUCCGUUCCCAAUUUCCAGGGGCAGCGCAGUCAAGCCCGAAGUCGAGGUUUGGGCCCCAAGCCCGUCCCGGCUCCCAAGCCUCAGGGAAUAGUGAUUGCCAAAGUGGCAGGGAAAGAAGGGGGCUCAUUGGAUAAAGCCUAUGGCUACUCUAACUCACCUAAUAACAACAACAAUAACAGCAACUUGGAAGCCAUAUACAGCCAGGUACACAAAAAGGAACCUCCCAAAGGUGCCCCACCAGCAAUGCAGGAUACGCCCCAUCCUCAGGCAGUGCCCGUAGUGCCACCUCCAUCCAGAGCUCCAUAUGGGCCAUCAGUGGUGCCUUCAGCCAAGGCCCAGUCAGUAGAUAAGCCCCAUCCUCAGGCAGUGCCAGUAGUGCCGCCUCCAUCCAGGCCUCCGUAUGGGCCAUCAGUGGUGCCUUCAGCCAAGGCCCAGUCAGUAGAUACGCCCCAUUCUCAGGCAGUGCCAGUAGUGCCACCUCCAUCCAGAGCUCCAUAUGGGCCAUCAGUGGUGCCUUCAGCCAAGACCCAGUCAGUAGAUACGCCCCAUCCUCAGGCAGUGCCCGGCGUAGCCUCCUCUGUGCCAGUAGUGCCGCCUCCAUCCAGAGCUCCGUAUGUGCUAUCAGUGGUGCCUUCAGCCAAGGCCCAGUCAGUACCGCUUGCUCCCACAAAGCCCCCGCCAUCAAUGCCCCUACCAACCAGACCUGUGAUACCUAAGAACCAGUCUGCGCCAACAACGCCACCUUUAAUGAAACAACCCACAGCUCCGGCCUCUCGGGCAGAUUUAGCCAAUGAAAACACUCCAUCUUGUUUGAAAAUCAGCCAAUUGGCUGGAGGCACGGAGCUUUCUGCCGAUGGCACAAGAAUCUCCUCUAUCUAUGAAGAUAUGGGGGUCCUGUGAGGAGGUGCCCCAGACUGAGACAGUAGGAGGAGCCUGCCUACAGACUGCUGCACACUGAUUGGCUUUGCUUUUAUUUUGACUAUGGACCUGAUGGGGCAUAAGUUUUGGGGGUUCUUCUAAACUCUAGUAUCUAGUACCAACUGUUGGACCUUUUCCUCCGUGAUAUUGCCAGCUCAAGUGAGGGGGGGGCAGUGGGGCAAUUAAAUACAGCCAGGUGACAAGCAGUGCAGGAACCUCAUUUUAACUUUAAUUCUAGACUUAACCCUACUGCCCCUCAUACUGCCCCCUCAUACUGCCCCUCACCUUAGGGGGUUGUGUUUAUCUUAGGCCGAACAUUAACCCCUUCCAGGUUAUUCCUAAUCAUCAUUCCUGUAGCGCUUUAUAUCCAGCUGGUGAUGUACUAAUAAAUGAUAAUUCUGCCAUGUGUUACCGUGGCAACCUGUCA
Messenger RNA from Xenopus tropicalis (tropical clawed frog), 2725 nucleotides. It is a transcript of the gene dok1, whose product is annotated as docking protein 1. The transcript is spliced from 4 exons. The record is from RefSeq and is a predicted model, not a curated record. NCBI's taxonomy places the organism in Eukaryota, Metazoa, Chordata, Amphibia, Anura, Pipidae. Bases 193 to 2280 code for a protein of 695 amino acids.